Molecule: messenger RNA, 8520 nt
Organism: Pseudoliparis swirei
Lineage: Eukaryota; Metazoa; Chordata; Actinopteri; Perciformes; Liparidae
Gene: tet2
Product: tet methylcytosine dioxygenase 2
Exons: 10
Coding region: 397-5811 (1804 amino acids)
Biological process (GO): myeloid cell differentiation; oxidative demethylation; positive regulation of transcription by RNA polymerase II
Cellular component (GO): nucleus
Molecular function (GO): DNA 5-methylcytosine dioxygenase activity
Source: RefSeq, a predicted model, not a curated record
UCUCUUUGUGUGGGAAGGACUCAGCAGGAAAGUGAUUUUGUGAUUAUUUGAGUUUGCCAGCAAAGUAAGGCUCUCCCCCCCUGACCGGCAACAUCUUCCCUACUCGCCACCUCUGCUGCCUUACACCAGAAACACAUACGAAUGUGCUUCUCAUGCCGGCAAAACAGCGACACCCAGGCUCCUGAUGAUGAGAGUCGACGUCAGACUGGUUUUCUAUGAAUAUUGAUGUGGAGGAUAGUCUGUUUCAUAGAAGAACAGAAGGAGGCAAGAUGGCUGCCCUUUAGGAUUUGUUAAAGAGGAGAUCCAGACGGUUUGUUGGAAUUUCUACAAAGUGGAGGGACGUAAAAAGGAGGACGGACAGAGGGCAGCUCUGUGGAUGGACUCUGAGCCGGCCAGAUGGAAACAGAACAAGCUAGACAUGAGGAGGAAGACAAUCUGAUAUUAGCACAAUUUGGCACAUCUCGCAACAUCUCUCACAAACUGCAGAAUGGAGGCCAGUCUUCAGAGGAAGAUUCUCUGCAGAUCACUGGGGAUACAGGCUGGAACCAUUACAAGGCCAGUGCAGAUGCAAACACCAUGAAGAGGCAAAGAGAGAACUGCAACAGUCCUGCCUCAGUACAAGGGCUGUUCGAUCAAGCAACCUACAUUAUGAAUGGAGAGUUGAAGCAUGCACUCACUGAGCAGUCCUUACUGGCCCACCAGCCCAAGAAACUAAAAGUAGAAUCUGAGAUUAAAAGAAAUGACGAUGUGAGCUCUAGUUUGGUGGAUGGCUUUCCUGAACUGACAAAAGCAGCUGAGUUUGAGAGUAAUGCUCCACAGACAGAGCUCAAGUUAGACAAGAGGAACUGUAAUUUUCCUAAUGGAGAUAUCUUCUGUCUCCCAAGGAAUACACAUGUUUCGACUCCAAAUGGUUCUUUAUCACCCCCCUUAACCACAGAAAGCACUCCAGGUGAUCUUUUAGAGAAAACCUUGUCUCAGUAUUAUCCUGAGCAGGUGUCAAUCGCACCACAAACAUCUGGGCCACAGCUAGAUUCUGUCAAUGGUUCACUGGCAAAUAAGCUACCAAGUGAAGGUGCUCAACCCCAAUCUUUAACUUCAGGAUUGCCCAAUUCAGCUCAGAUGCCUAACUCACAGCAGCCUGGGGCAUCGGGCAAUAUUGAAGGGGGCAACCGUUAUAACUCUGUCAACUAUGUAGUGAAUGGAUAUUCCAACAACUUUGAAGCAGAUCACCAGCAGCAACAACAGCAACAACAACAGCAGCAGCGGCCACCAUCUUACUCUGAUCAGGAGCUUUCUCUAGGUCAGCUCCCUGGCAUGAUCCCGCCAACAAACACUGCCAAUAGCUCACAACAACAUCAAAAUGGACCACGGUGCUAUCCAGAUGACACAAAUCCUCAAGGUAUAUAUGAGAAGGCCAACAAAGAGUUUAACCAGAACUCUUUUCUGGAGCGAGGCACUCCUGUACAGGCAGCGGAGACAGGCGGAUAUGCAUCCUUUCCUAACUCUGGGUUACAGAAGAUGGGGCAAAGUGAAGAACCAAGGUCUGCUCAGCGCCUUGGCACUGACAGGGGCCACCAGUAUGGGAUUCAACCCCAGACCUUUAAACGCAGUGAUGGGAACUCACGUGGAGCUGACAGUACUGUACCCAUGGGCCCCGGUCUCCAGUCCCCAAGUCAUGCGGGGUUAGAAAACGGGAUGGAGAACACGCCUCAGCAGAGACCCAACUUACAAUGUUCAACUCCACACCAAAGGGGCUGGGGAGAGCUAAACUCUUCACAUUCCCAGCAGCAACUAGCAAGUGGCCCGUCAUCCCAGGCACAAGAGCAGCACAUGUGGAGGGGCUUCCCUGCUAAGCCUCAGUCAGAGCAGCAGACGGCUAACCCCCAGGUUCACUGCCAGAUGUUGGAGCCAAAUGCAGGGCAAAGAUUCCAGACACCGGCAGGCUUCACAGACAGCAGCCAGGGGUCUAACAGCUUCCAGCAGCAACAGCAGGACCGCCUCCCGGCCCAAACACACUGUGCUUCAGCCCAGCACAACACUGCCCCUGAGUGGCAGCAAUCAAAUUCAAAAGCACCUCAAAUGCAGCAGCCUCUACCCCAGAAAAUGCCAGAGCAGCGUAAUUUCCACCAAGAUCAGCAGGUUGACAGCCGCUACCACACCCAGAUGCAGUCAGAGCAUUUAUGUGAAGACCCUGACCUGCAGGAUAUACUGUCACCUGGGUUUUUACCAACACAGGAACAGCAGCAACCACAGCACUGUCAUCUUCAACGUCCCCUGUCCCACCCACCACAAUUUGAAGGGCAGCCACUCAAGUCACCCGAUUACAGACCUCGCAGUCAGCCUCAGCCAGGUCAGCAGCAGAUUCAACCCAACCAGCCUCUUCGAAACAAUCCUGCUCAAUCCAACAACCAACAGAUCCAGCACAGUGACCAUGCAACAUUCAGUUACAAUAAUGCAACGGACAUGCAACAGAUUCAACAAAGUCAAAGGCAGUUUCCACCUGACUCGGGCAGCAGUAACCUAAAGCAAUUUCAACCACAGCGGCCUAACAACCAGUGCCACCAGCCCAACCAUGCAGACUUCUCCCAGACCUCGAUGCAGUCACAGCCUCACUUACGAGGAGGCGCGUUGAACCAACAGGUAUCAGCACAGCUGUAUCCUAAAGCUGAACAGCAGCUACAGAUAUCAUGCGCUCAGUUCCAAAGGGGACCUCGACUACCUCUGGCCCCUGCGGGUCCCCAUGGAGACAUUGAGAGGCAUGCAGCCCUGCGUAUGCACCUGUUGCAAAGGCAGGAGCGCCAGGGCGUUCCUCAUCCCCUUCAGAGCACUAGUGACCCCACACAUGGCCUGAGAGCUGUGAAAAUGGAAAACAGCCCCAGAUUUGAGAUGCCGUGCUCACAGCAGCAAGAGCAGCAGCUACAGAUGCGAGAGACAGGACUAGGUGGUGUGCAAAUUAAGCAGGAGAAUCAUCCAUCCCUGUGCGAGCAAAGCAAGAGGCCAGGAAACAUCUUGGCCUCCAUGGAGCAAAGCCUGAGGCAGUAUCAGCUUUCACCUGUGUUUGAGAAGAAAUCCCUUGUCAUCAAUCCAGCAAAUAAAGUCAAGGUGGAAUAUUCUGGGCCUGUCACAAUCCUGUCAACCCACACUGACUUGAGAGGAGGAGUUGAAUCCACAGCCGCUACCCCAGUCCCUACAGCUCUUAAAAGACCGCCCGAUUUCACCCCCAAGAAGGAACACCUCCUCCAAAGCUUCAUGGACUCCCCUAUGAAGCUAUUGGAUACCCCGAUAAAGAACCUGCUGGACACCCCCAUGAAAACACAAUAUGACAUUGCAUCCUGUCACUGUGUUGAACAAAUCAGUGAGAAGGAUGAAGGGCCGUACUACACUCACUUGGGGUCUGCGCCGAGUGUUGCCGCUAUUCGGGAGGGGAUGGAGAAAAGGUCUGGUCUAACCGGUCCCGCCAUCAGGAUUGAAAAAGUAGUAUACACCGGCAAGGAAGGAAAAAGUACACAGGGGUGCCCUAUCGCCAAAUGGGUGAUUCGUCGGUCCGGGGUAGACGAAAAGCUCCUGGUGUUGGUGCGGGAACGUACUGGUCACAAAUGUGAGACAGCCUGCAUCAUUGUCGUAAUCCUGGUCUGGGAGGGCAUCCUGCCCAGCCUAGCUGACCGCCUCUACCUCGAGCUGAGUGAAACUCUCACAAAGCAUGGAGCCCACACCCAGAGACGAUGCUCUAUCAAUGAGGAGAGGACCUGUGUAUGCCAGGGGUUAAAUCCUGAUGCCUGCGGGGCAUCUUUCUCCUUUGGCUGCUCUUGGAGCAUGUACUACAAUGGUUGCAAGUUUGCCCGCAGCAAAAUCCCAAGAAAAUUCAAGCUACUAGGAGAUGAUAUAAAAGAAGAAGAGAGACUGGACCACAACUUUCAGAAUCUAGCAAGCUUAUUGGGUCCCUUGUAUAAAACGUUAGCACCUGAAGCCUAUGGAAACCAGGUGGAACAUGAACACAGGGCACCAGAUUGCCGUCUGGGGCUCAAGGAUGGCCGUCCCUUCUCUGGGGUCACUGCUUGUCUCGACUUCUGUGCCCACUCUCACAGAGACCUCCACAACAUGCAGGGAGGCAGCACCGUGGUGUGUACAUUAACAAGUGAGGAUAACCGAGAUAUCGGACAUAUACCAGAGGAUGAGCAGCUCCACGUACUACCUCUUUAUAAGGCUUCAAGCACUGAUGAAUUUGGCAGUGAGGAGGGUCAGCAGGCGAAAAUCAAGUCAGGCGCCAUCCAAGUCCUCAGUGCCUUCCGCCGCCAGGUGCGCAUGCUUUCAGAGCCCGCCAAGUCUUGCCGGCAAAAAAAGCUGGACGCUAAGAAGGCAGCUGCCAACAAGAACGCUAUGCUGGACACUGAAAAGGCAGAGAAGGCCCUCCUGGCCAAGUCCAAAGCUGGCACUUACGAGAACACCGCUCAGAGCACUCCGAUGGCAGGACCUAUUCACGGUGCUGUGGGAGCAAUCCUACAGCCAGGUCAGCCACCACACCCCCAUGGGGCCCAGCAACAACAGAACCAGAGCAUACUUCCCCCAUAUCCUGGCUCAACCGGCUACCCCAGGUUGCCCAACCACCAAGGUUCUUUUCCAAGCACUUCCAAGCCAGGCGCCAUGUAUCCCCCUCAGCCGCCGACCCCAGCCAGCCCGUACCCCUCCCCGCUCCACGGACCAAACUCUUACAUUGACGGAUCAAAUCAUCCAUAUCCAGGAUAUCAAUGUAACGGAGGAAUGCCCCUUGACAAUUGUCACCCAUACUACACUUCAAACCCAAAGCACCUGGAUAUGUAUCGACAACCGCGGCCAGCACUUUACUCCGAGCAGCAGUACGGCGUACAUCCACGUUAUGCAGGCAAUUACCCACCGAGGUAUGCCGAGCCAGGUUUACAGGUGAACAGUUACAAUGCCUGCAGGAUGAGGCCAGUUAACCCCAUGAGACCGUAUGCCCCUUAUGGUCCCAAUGGAACCUCAGACCCCCAGUUUAUGGACCCCCUCUCAAGAGCACCCCCAUCUCACGGAGGUCUAGACUAUACCGCUGCUAUGAGCAAAGGCAAUCAGUUUGGAGGAUACCCCAAUCCUUACGUAUCUCGGAGCCCUCAAAUCUUGGCCCCCGGCCAAGAUCCUUUCCGUAUGCAAAUCAAGACCGAGAUGGGCAUGCCUCAGCCACAGAUGCCCUCUGCUCAGUUAAGCGGUGGCUGUUUCAACCCUGAAGCCCAGUCAGGCUUAGGUCUACCUAAUGGGAGCCUCAUGGGAUCUGGUAUUAAGCAGGAGCCUGGAAGCCCGCAGACACCGACAACCCCACAAAAGCCUGAGGUUUGGUCAGACAACGAGCACAACUUCUUGGACCCUGACAUUGGCGGCGUGGCAGUGGCACCAAGCCACGGCUCAGUCCUCAUUGAGUGUGCAAAACGGGAGCUCCACGCCACGACGCCCGUGAAAAAUCCGGACCGCACCCACCCAACACGCAUCUCCUUGGUCUUCUACCAGCACAAAAACAUGAACGAGGCCAAGCAUGGUUUGGCGCUGUGGGAAGCCAAGAUGGCAGAGAAGGCUCGAGAGAAGGAGGAAGACGCGGAGAGGAACGGUGGCGAGGGGACACCCGUCAAAGGCAAGAAAGGGGCCAAGCGUGAGCAUCCAGAGUCAGAAUCCACCGGGGAGCCUCCUUACAAGCGUUUUAUCCAGGCCCUAAUGGAGGGGUCCUUGUCAUGCACAACAAACACCUAUGUCAGUACAUCUCCGUAUGCCUUCACCAAGGUCACAGGGCCUUACAGUCAGUUUGUGUAAGAAGCACUCAUGAAGAAGAACAUUGAAGGUGCUUGAUUUAUGACAAAGACCACAAGCAGCACUGGCCUCUUCUAAACACUCCUUCCCGUCUGUACGGUUAGCAACAAUGUAGAAAAGGGAACCUGUGAUCAGAGAGAAAUCACCUUUCACAUCAGGUCUUUCACUUCGUUAACAAUCGAGCUUUACUUGUUGGCCCUACUAAGGAUGUAUUUAUUUUAGUUUGACAACUUUAGCAAGAUACACACUGUCAACAUCUCUGGUGCUCUCUGACUGAAACACAAGGACCUAUUUUUAAUGGAAACAAAUUUUCAUUUUUGGUGGCUUUAUUUUUCUUACAAAAUUGUACUCUUGGCAUAAAACACUGACUUUGUAAAUGACAACAUUCACGGUGCUAAAGUGUAUGCUUUUUAGCAUUAUUUAAAUUAAAAUACCGUCUCACUAUAACCAUAACUCACUCUACCAGUGACACCCAACGAACAGGACACUAAAAAUAUAAAAUGAUCAGCAUCAUCAUAUUUUUUGGCAAGUCAGUGGUUCUAAGGGCACUUUUUGAUAAUGAUAGUUAAAUUUUUUGGUAAUACCUUUAAAUCAUAAAAUCUGGUUAUACUUACUACAUUGAGAGUAAUUCAUUUAUAAGCAUCACUGAAUUUAAAUUGAUGAAUUUAUAACAGAAGAUAGUAUGAGUAAACCAUGAAACAGUUUCAAGUUCAUGCAAAAAGAUGCUUUGUGCUUCUUUAGCUUACCUUUGUCAUUUAUACUGUACAUUUAUUCUUAUGGUGCAUUUCUAACAUUGAGUGAAAAAAAAAAAUGUGUGUGUUAUUUCCGUUUUUCCCAGGUUUACUUUGUUGUCAGCAACUGUUUUUAAUGUUCCUCACCUUUGGUUCAUUGAACAAACCUGGACUGUGAAUAUUACAUGUAGUUGUUCGUCUGUGGUGCUUAGGAAAUGUGUUUUUUAUACACUGAGGAACAUGAAACGGGGUUAGCCCAGUUUCAGAGGGCAGCUGGCUUGCUGUGGGGUCUUUAAUUAUUGUAAUCUAACUGUAAGAUAAACAGGUGAGAUAUGUACAGUAAAUUAAUUUCCCUUUUUGGAAUUACUGUUAGAGAUUUUGGGUUGUAAAGAAUGCUAAUGCCCUAUUUCAUUGUAUUUCUUUGGGUUUAACUGAUCAAAAGGUGCUAUCCAACCUACUAGAAACAUACAAUGUGAGACUCUUUGGACAGCCGGAAGGCUUUUAAAUAAUGUACAGUACAAACCCGUCAUAUACCUCAAAACUAGUUUGGCAAUAGAAUAAUAACAUUUUUCUUUCUUCCUUUGUAUAUUACUUUCAAAAAUAAUAAUUCAGGCCACCAAAAGGUAUACUAGUUCAUUUCUUACUUUCUUAUCAAUCUGCUAGAAAGUAUAACUUGAACUGAAAUCUUUGAUGUUGCUGUAAAAUCAGGGACAUUUUCAACUAAUUCUGUGUUCAUCGCCUGUACUCCGGUAUGUCUCUCAUUUAGGUUUUUGCCAUUGCAUCCUGAAUCUGAUUCUUGUCGAAUUCACAAAGAGAAAAACAUAUUUUGUGAGGAUGAAGAUACCUUCAUGCAGUUUUUUUACUUAUAUUUUAAAGGUAAUCUUUUAAAAGUAAUUUGAACAUAUAUGCACUGAGUUGACUAAAGGGAAAAUAUGAUAUUGACUAAAUAAAAAGCAAUGUAUUUGCAAGACCAGGGCAGUGAUUAACUUAGUUGCACAUCGUUGUGCCUGUGUAUAGUUACAUUUAUUUAUAACCACUAAGCAAUUGUAUAAUGAUUUUUCCUCCCUGUCUAUUUGAUUUAAUUAAUGCGAUAUAUAGUGGAAUGUCAUGUUACAGUCACAACUUACCCCACUCUUAAACAGAUUCAUUUUCUGACAGCACUUCAUUUCUUUUUCAGGAAAAAAAAAAUGUAAUAAAGAAUUACAAAACGUUUUAUUUAAAUAGAUUGUAAAUGUGUUUAAAACAAAUAAAUUAUGUCACAUUGUACAUACCAGGAACCUGUAUUACAGGAAGACAACUCAUUAUUUGAUGUGGAUGUAGGUUCUUCUUGUUCUGUCAAAUUGACCCACAGCGAUACUCAUCAUAUCUUUAAAUAUCCUUUCAGGUUAUCAGAAUGAUCAUGGUUAGAAGUCUGUAAAUGUAUGCUCACUGUCACAGCAAUGUUUACAGUUAUAGCAUCCUGUUCGCACAGACGUUCUAGUUUUUUUUAACUGUUCCAAUUUUGUAAAAUAAUUCGACAUAAGACAUUUGGUUGUACAGGACCCAGCUACAGUAGCAGGUUGUGGUUGAGAAAGCAGAGGUGUCUAAGAUAUAGCGGGUUCAGAGCAUAGCCAUACUUGAAGAUGCUACAGAGUGUUUCUGAGUAGAGUCAACAUUACUUGAAUGACUUCUGGGCUGAACUAGUGCGCUGCAUGUGCUCGGCUCAAAGGUUAAGCUAGCAGUUGAUACACACUUGGUCUUUUUGCAGUUAGACACUAAGGGUAAAAAAAAAGUGCAACUUUUUGCCUGUCAUUUAAUUUGUUUAAGGCUUCCCUUGUUCUCCUGAGGUUUGGUUUGCUGCAAAUGGAUAAAGAUGGGUAUUAAUACUGUAAGUAUUGUAAUGUAAUGGAUGCAGUUUAUUUGAAAGCUGUUUAUUAUAUCAUUCCUGAUAUUGCUGAGAUGUGGGUGUUUUUUUAAUAAAAUUUAUAUUUAUUUAAAGCAA